UAAUAACACUCCCUGGAUGAAGUGAUUUCCUGUCUCUCCAUGAAAUCCUCACCCUUUGAGCUGGGUGUCUUUGCUGGACCCUUUGUGAACAGAGGGAUGGAGGGUCAGAUUCCAAGGCUAGGGAGAGCAGGGAGCUGCUUCACAUCACCUUUCCACUGAGCAGAUCCUGUCUGGCUUCCUGAGCCGGGAAGUGCCCUGGAGGUGCCGUUGAAGGGGUUUUCCCACCGAAUUACACACAGAACCAAAGUUCUCUCUGGAUGACUUUCCCUUUCUAAUGGAGGACAGAUAUCCAGCAGCAAUAGAUAGAACUGCAACAAAACAGCUCCCUUUGCCCCCAGGAGCUGCCAUCCUGCUGUGUGGGAGCAGCCUCACGUGCUCAUGGAACACAAAGCAAGGCCCUCCUCACUGUACUGCCUGAUAUCCAGAAGGAAUGAUAAUGAUAAUUAUAAUGAUAGUGAUAAUGAUAAUGAUAGUGAUAAUGAUAAUGAUAAAAUGGUUCAAUUUAGGCUUUAUCAAAGAGGAGGGAGAGGGAGGACAGAGAAGGCCGUUUGAUCACUCAGUGCCCAUCAGCCAAGUCAUAACCUGAGGCAGGCACACGCUGGUUCAGGGAGAGGACAGGCUAUCCAGGGCUGGAAUUACCUGUCUUUCCGUGCCUCUGGGCAGUGGAGCUGGUCCUUGGGAAGAGCUGGGAGGGUAUAGGCACCUGGCUGGAUGCAGGACAGUGCUCAGGGCGCUCAGAGCUGAGUCUCCAUCCCAUAUUUACAUCUGAGGAGCUUUUGGCCCUGGGACGUGUUUGUUCAUGUGCUGGCAGGACAAGGAUCAGUGGCUUCCAACUGACAGAGAGCAGGUUUAGAUCAGAUAUUGGGAAGAAAAUCUUCCCUGUUAGGGUGGGGAGGCCCUGGCACAGGUUGCCCAGAGGAGCUGUGACUGCCCCAUCCCUGCAAGUGUCCAAGGCCAGGUUGGACAGGGCUUGGAGCAACCUGGGCUAGUGGAAGGUGUCCCUGCCCAUGGCAGGGAGUGGAAAUUGGAUGGUCUUUGAUGUCCCUUCCAACCCAAACCGUUCUGUGAUGCUAUGACAACACUGGCAUUGGCACCUCCCAUAAUUUCUGAGAGCACUCAAAUAUUGAUAAAGCUGCCAGAAAUCCAUUAAAAGUAUCUCAGCAGGUGGGACAAAGCCAUAAAGAAAAAAUAUUUGUAACAAUUAUUACACGUAUCAAGUGGUGCCUGAUUUGUGCUUUAGGACAACCCACAUUGUAAAUCAGCUUUUGGGACUGGGGUGAGCUCAUCCUGGGCUGCAGGUAACUCUCUGCAAUACAGCCAUAAAAACUCUGCGUGUCCCCGGAAAUCUCUCGGGGCAGGAGCUGCUGCCCCAGUGACCUCCCGCACGCCCAGGGCCUGGCUCGCUUCCCAGCACGGGCUGGGAUGUGAUAAAACAAGCUGGAUCUGCUCCCCGGCUCCCUGAACUCUGUCCCUGCUGCCACAGCCGGGACUAUUUGCAUGUUAGAAGCAGGGGGAAAGAUAAAAGUUAUAAGGCACCCGGUAGUUUGCCAAACUACGGAAUUUCUGCGGGGCGGGGCGGAGGAGGAGGCGCGGGAACGCCUGUGCCCUGCCUCCUGCUCCAGGGUAUUUAACCUGGGGAGUCCUGGCUGCAGCCACAGCUCUGCCAUCUCCAGCACAGCACACAUCUCUCCGGGACACAUCCCUCCAGGGCACAACACUCCAGGACAUUCCUCCAGCUCCCAUCCCUCCAGGAUAUCCCUGCAGGACACAUCCCUCCGGGGUGCAUCCCUCCAGCUGCCAUCCCUCCAGCUGCCAUCCCUCCAGGACACAUCCCUCCAUCUGCCAGUGAGGGAGGAGCAGGCGUGGGGAAGAUGAGCUGCAGCAGGUACCCCGUGGAUGUGAAGGCUGUUGGCUUCAUGCAAUGCAGAAAGCAGAAGAACUACAUGAUGUUUGUGACUUGGUCAGACCAGAACAACAUUCUCAUCUACCGGACAUUUGAAGACUUUAAGAAAUUCCAUAAAGAGCUGAAGAGAAAAUUCCCCAUGGAGAGUGGCUCCCUCAGGAGUUUACCCAGGUUUAAAGGUGUGAUUAUGCAGCACAGGAAGGGUGGGAAGCUGAACAGGUGCCUGGAGAUCCUGAAACUGCUGGAAACCUACUCCCAGGAGCUGCUGAAAAUGGACGCGAGAAUCUCCCAGGGGGGAGACGUGAAUCAGUUUUUCAAGGCACAGACCCAGGACCUCGACCCCUCCUUCCCUGAAAACAGUGUUGUGAUCAUGCCAUCAGAAUUUAGAAGGGAAAAGAAGCAGCAGCCCAUCUCCAUCACCCUUCCCCAGGCGUCCCAGAGCUACCGCUGCAUCGAGAGCUUUGAAACCAAGGACACCAAGAACAGGACGUUCACAGUGGCUCAGAAGGAAAUUGUUGAAGUGUUAAUCAAGGACAUGACUGGGUGGUGGCUGGUGGAAAAUGCAGACAAGCAGAUUGCCUGGUUCCCAGCCUCGUACUUGGAAGAGCUUGAUGUCCACGAGGACAUCCAGAACACCUUUAGCUCAAAUGAGGAGGGCAGCCUGUACUUCGUGGUGCAGCCCUACGAGGCGCGGAAGGCGGAUGAGCUCUCUCUGCACAGCGGGGUGGUCGUGGAGGUGCUCAGGAGCUCUGACAACGGCUGGUGGCUCAUCCGGUACAAUGGGAGCACGGGCUACAUGCCCUCCAUGUGCCUCCGGCCCUACAAGAAUCCUCACCACAAGCUGCAGACCAUCAUCAACUCCGGGCUCAACGUCUCCACCCCGAACCUCUGCUCCUCCCUGUCGGCCCCCCAGCCCCGGGGGCAGGCCGUGGCACAGCCCAGGGCACAGCCUGGCUCUUCCUUCAACCUGAAUGAAGAUGGGAGCUCUCAGAGGAGCAGAUCCAGGCCUCUGCCCAGGGCCAGCUCCACCUCAGACCUGGAGUCAGAGAGCUCGUCCCUGAGCUCGGGCAGCAGCAGUGAGCAGGGCGCCCGGCUGAGCUGGAAGCCCGACCUGUCCCGCUCUCUGCCCGAAGUGGAGCAGAACAGGAGCUCCCCUGCCCUGGCCACGCACGGCACCAAGUCCCCACGCCUCACCCCCAGGGACAGGAACGACUCUGGCUUCGUGGAGUCGUCUGCAGCCGACCUGAGCUCGCCCCUGCCCGACCCCGACCUGGCCACGAGUGUCCCCAAGGUGCCAGCACGGCCCUCGGCCCACGAGAUCCUGCAGAGGUGCAGCACCGUCACCAAACGGGCCCUGCAGGGACACAGCCCACGGCCAGGCCUGCAGCCACUGCUGCCCAGCCUGCACUAGAGCAGGGACAGGGGACAGUGACACAGCCCAGGCACUGCUGCCCAGCCUGCACUACAGCAGGGACAGGACACAGCCCGGGCAGAGCCAGGCACCCCUCACCAGAGCCCCAUGGGAACAUCAGCCCUUGGACUGUGGCUUCCCAAGGACACCACUGGAUCCCAAGGAAUACACCCACUAACAUCCAUCCCCUCCUUGGGCAGCACCAAUUCCUGCUGCGGCUUCACAGGGAGACUGGGAGCCAGAAGGGAGUUACUGGGAAAGGAUUAAGUGGUUUAACUCCUCAGGGGAGUCAGGGCAGCUGUGGUCCAGCAGCUCCUAAGUUAGAGGUCACUUGGAAUUCAGUAAGUUCUCCCUCAGGCAGCUGUUCAUUCUCCCAUGCAGGAUGUGAGCAGUUGAACAUUUCACAGUCACUGUUGCAUUAUUCCCCACACCAGGUGAGCUGCAGCCACCCCAGAGGGCAGAGAAGUGGCACCAGAGUGACUCAGAGUCACCAAUGGCAGCCAAAGCUGCAGUUACUGGAUUGUGGGAGGGAUGGGAUGAUGCAGCUGUGAUGUCACUUACCUGAACCCCAUAUUUAAUGUAUAUAUUUAAACUGUUUAGGUUUUGGUGUUGGUUUGGGGUUUGUUUUUUUACAGCUUAGAUCAAGUUAGGUAGUGCAGAGGCCAUCAGAUGGAUUGGCUGCAUGGCUGAAUGGCUGUGACAACAAAAAACCUGUUGGGGAGGAACCUCAUCCCUGGCUGUUCCCUCCAGCCAUGGCUGUGCAGACACAGGAGCACAAACAGGGCUGGCACAGCUUGUGUCCCACCUGGGGACAGGGACAGAGGUCACUUUUAUGGACAAAACAUUCCCCUUCCAAGGGAGUCUGGCAGUUACUGAAACUCCCAGCAAUUCUCAUCCUAAACUCGUUGCUAGAUUUGUUAGGUGAAUAGUUCUAGGAAAAUUAAGGCUUUUCUAUAUGUUGCUGGCUUUGAUUGUAGUUAUUCUCCCUGUUAAUGUUUUUUAGAAACAACUUGUGAGAUGUUUGUGUCGUUCCGAAUUUUAUACAUUUUUGUCUUUGAAAUAAAAUACAUGUAA
This is a messenger RNA of Pseudopipra pipra, 4388 nucleotides long. RefSeq names its product NADPH oxidase organizer 1 (gene NOXO1). Gene Ontology annotation, biological process: superoxide anion generation. Gene Ontology annotation, molecular function: superoxide-generating NADPH oxidase activator activity; protein binding; phosphatidylinositol binding. The transcript is spliced from 8 exons. Gene Ontology annotation, cellular component: cytoplasm. The coding region runs from base 1872 to 3314 and encodes 480 amino acids. Lineage: Eukaryota; Metazoa; Chordata; Aves; Passeriformes; Pipridae. The record is from RefSeq and is a predicted model, not a curated record.